Peromyscus californicus insignis is the source of this 4855-nucleotide messenger RNA. RefSeq names its product activating signal cointegrator 1 complex subunit 2 (gene Ascc2). The record is from RefSeq and is a predicted model, not a curated record. Gene Ontology annotation, molecular function: ubiquitin binding. The coding region runs from base 121 to 2370 and encodes 749 amino acids. NCBI's taxonomy places the organism in Eukaryota, Metazoa, Chordata, Mammalia, Rodentia, Cricetidae. Gene Ontology annotation, biological process: regulation of DNA-templated transcription. The transcript has 20 exons.
CCUGUCUGCGCCUGCGGUAUUGCCGUUUGACCCCGGAAGUGUUGGUUCCGUGGAAGCUGUCACCGUGUACGGCGGCUGCACGUCGCGGGUGUGGAGCCUGGAGGAGGGUCACACAGCACAAUGCCAGCUCUGCCUUUGGAUCAACUCCAGAUCACCCACAAAGACCCGAAGACAGGAAAGCCGAGGACUUCACCAGCGCUGCACCCUGAGCAGAAGGCAGACCGGUAUUUUGUGUUGUACAAACCGCCCCCUAAAGACAACAUUCCCGCCCUAGUGGAGGAGUACCUGGAACGCGCCACCUUCGUAGCCAAUGACCUCGACUGGCUCCUGGCCUUGCCUCACGAUCAAUUCUGGUGCCAGGUUGUUUUUGAUGAGACCCUGCAGAAGUGCCUGGACUCCUACCUGCGCUAUGUGCCCCGAAAGUUUGAUGAGUGGGUGGCCCCGACCCCUGAGGUGGCCGACAUGCAGAAGCGCCUACACCGGAGCAUUUUCCUCACCUUCCUCCGAAUGUCCACUCACAAGGAGUCCAAAGAUCACUUCAUUUCUCCGUCUGCAUUUGGAGAAAUCCUCUACAAUAACUUCCUCUUUGACAUCCCAAAGAUCCUGGACCUCUGUGUGCUCUUUGGAAAAGGCAACUCACCACUGCUCCAGAAAAUGAUAGGAAACAUAUUUAUCCAACAGCCAAGUUAUUAUACUGACCUGGAUGAAACCAUUCCCACCAUACUUCAGGUCUUCAGCAAUAUCCUCCAGCACUGUGGCUUGCAAGGGGAUGGGACCAGCACCACACCCCAGAAACUCGGGGAGAAGGGUCGGUUGACCCCCAGUGACAUGCCUCUCUUGGAAUUAAAGGACAUUGUUCUCUACCUAUGUGAUACCUGCACCACACUCUGGGCCUUUCUGGAUAUCUUCCCUUUGGCCUGCCAAACCUUCCAGAAACAUGACUUUUGUUACAGACUAGCUUCCUUUUAUGAGACGGCAAUUCCUGAAAUGGAGACUGCAAUUAAGAAGAGGAGGCUCGAAGACAGCAAGCUGCUAGGUGACUUGUGGCAGAGGCUUUCCCAUUCCAAGAAAAAGCUAAUGGAGGUGUUUCACAUCAUCCUGAACCAGAUCUGCCUCCUUCCCAUUCUAGAGAGCAGCGGUGACAACAUUCAAGGCUUCAUUGAAGAAUUCCUUCAGAUCUUCAGCUCCUUGCUGCAGGAAAAGAGAUUCCUCCGGGACUAUGACUCAUUCUUCCCUGUAGCCGAAGACAUCAGCCUGCUACAGCAGGCUUCAUCAGCCUUGGAUGAGACCCGGACUGCCUACAUCCUACAGGCUGUGGAAGGUGCAUGGGAAGGGGUGGACAGACAGAAAAUCAAGGACAUUAAAGACCCAUCAGGGCCCAAGGAUCCUAAUAAUGAAGUCACCAUGACAGCAAAGCCAGUUAGUGAAAUGCCGUCACAGCUGGAGAACUCAGAGGAGGAUGAGGAGUGCGUGGGGGCAGCAGCUGCCCCGGGCCCAACCGUGUGUGGUGUGGAACUAGACUCACUUAUCUCCCAAGUGAAAGACCUGCUGCCAGACCUCGGGGAGGGCUUUAUCCUGGCCUGCCUGGAGCACUACAGCUAUGACACAGAGCAGGUGAUCAACAACAUCCUGGAGGAUCGGCUGGCCCCUGAACUCAGCCAGCUGGACCGCAGCCUAGAAAGACAGGUGAAGCCAGACCCUACACCCCUGCUGACAUCUCGUCACAACGUCUUCCAGAACGAUGAGUUUGAUGUGUUCAGCAGGGACUCAGUGGACCUGAGCAGAGUGCACAAGGGCAGGAGGAAGGAGGAGAACGUGAGGAGCCUGGUGAACGACAAGCGGGCUGUGGUGGCACAGCGGCAUCGCUGCCAGCAGUACAGCGUGGUAGUGGAGGAGGUCCCACUGCGGCCAGGAGAAUACCAGGUCGAUGACUACGAGGACGAGUACGAUGACACGUAUGAUGGCAACCAGGUGGGCGCCAAUGACGCGGACUCUGACGAUGAGCUCAUCAGCCGCAGGCCCUUCACCAUCCCUCAGGUGCUGAGAACCAGAGCGCCUGGAGAAGGACUGGAGGAAGAAGAUGAUGAAGUGGAGGAGGUUGAAGAGGAGGCCCCCAAGCUGGACCAUUUCAUCCAGGAUCCUGCAGUACUGAGAGAAAAGGCUGAAGCCAGGCGCAUGACCUUCCUCGCCAGGAAGGGGUACCGGCCUGAGAAUUCCGCAGCAGUGUCGGGCAGCCCCCGGGGCCAUGGGCAAAGCCGAGAAACCACCCAGGAGCGCAGGAAGAAAGAAGCUAAGAAGGCAACCAGAGCCAACCACAGCCGUAGAACCAUGGCUGACCGAAAGAGAAACAAAGGCAUGAUCCCAUCCUGAGGCCACAAAGCUGCCUGGGUGAGGGAGUCCCCUCAAGGCCACCACCACACCUCACCUGCCAGCCAGCGGUGAGCGCCUUCUUGUUGAACACAAAGUGCCUUAUCCCUUGGUGCAGGAACCCAGUGCCAUCAAGCAGGCUGUCUCCCAGCUGUGCUGGCGGAAAAGGAUGGGGCUGCAAAAGUAAGGUGUCCUUAUCUUGUGCAACAAGACACCGUCUCACGGGAGUCCUGGAUGGCAGGAGACCUGUGUAUUCAGAAGCAGAAACAAGCCCGUGAAUAAAGUUUCUGACCUUCCACGGUGUCCAUGACAGGCUCCAGCCCUUUCCCUCCAUCAUUCCUCAGUGACACCGCCACCCGAAAGACAAGAAGGCACAGUGCUCCCCGUUCGUUCGUUCGUUCGUUCUGUCUGUUGACUCCGUGCGUGCCCUCAGCGCUCUUCCUUGCUGUGUGGCCUUUUCUCUGUGCCGGUGGAAGGAAGUCACCAGUGGGAGACCUAAGGUCCCUUCUACUGCUACCUCAUGCACCUCCUCCCCAGGAGGUGGCGCUGUUUCCAGUUCACAGUACAGACUGGGGAAGUGAGCCGUGGAGGGCUGAGAGUGUGCUCCUAGGCUGCAGGCAGGCAGUGGCAGAGCAGGUCUUAGAAACUCAGUCUGAUCCCUGGCUGUACAGGUUACAGAUCCAUGUAGAUGAUGUCAACCCCUAUGUCACAGCUGGAACAAGGACACUUAGCCAGUUACAGAGCCUUGUAGUUAUAAAUAUACUGUUAGCCCCCAACCCUCCCAAACUAGAGAUUGGAAGCUACUAAAAAGAAGUGAAGGUAUUCUUUCUGCCAAGCCCUGUUGAAUCCAGUGGGACUUGGCUGAUUUCCAGAGCCCUGUGCAGGUGUGGCCCAUUCUGCAGUGGGCAUCAACUAACAGGACCCCUGGGUUUUAACUGAUGUGCAGGGGAGCUACAGUGAGGUCUUUGCUGGGCUGAUCCUGACCCAGCAGAUCCUGGAGUCUUAUCUGCAGACCUUUGGAUGCCAGGGACAUUGAUUUGAUUGCAGUUAGGAGGAACGGGCAGACAGACACUUGAUGAAUUAUUUUGUUAGGCCAGCCUGCACAAGUGAAAAUCAAUGGCAGUCCCUGUGCCUUGCUGGCCUAGGGGAGCAUUUGAGAUGCAGAGCGGGUAUGGGAUGGUGUCUUCCCCAAGGGAUGCUGAAUUAGCUGAGAUCUGGCAGAGUUAGCCAUUCUGACAGACAGCCGGAAAGGAGUUUCCUCCUGGAAGCACUUACCAGUGGCCCAGCUCAGUGGCAGGGUCAUUUCUCCCUGACUGAGCUCAGACCGAGCUGCUGUCAACAAGGCAAACGGGCUUUGGGAGCUUUGCCUGCGGUUGCUCCCUGCAGCCGCCCAGAGCAGCGCCCAGGUGUCCUGGGAGCAGUCUGGCUGGAAGACUAGACCGGCACCACCUUUCUGUUUCCCAGCGUGGCAGGCCAGAUCAAACAUAGUCCCUAAGGAGCGACAUGUUACUUGCACUUGUGCAUCAGGACAGCCUUUCAUGGCACUUUGAAACCAGUCUGGAGCAUUCCUGUCACCCCUUCCCCUCGGCCUGAAUGAGAGCAUUGGACCAGAUGGAACGGCACUGUUUGAUAUUGGUGAAGUCCCUAGAGAUGGAGACUGAGACUGUCGCUCAGUGGUAGAACACUUACCUAACAUGCACAAGGUUUUCCCCUGUACUACAUACACAUGAGAAGUCCCCAAGGGGAGAGAUUCCGAGUUUAAGAUUGGCAGCCCAAGAACGUUGGGUGGGUGUGGGUGGACCAUUUGGUCCCUGUACCCACCCCCCAUCCCCACUGAUCUCCUAUUCGGGUAUUUUCUAAGUGCCUUUCCUGUGCCCUACAGCGAGUGUGACCAUCAUAGAUGUUUCUGAAGAAACUUAAAACCUUGAAAGGACACAAGACUCAAGUGUCUUUAAUAGUCUGUGAAUGACUGCAAGAGCUUCUGUGCCCUGGGAGGCAAAGCCAGAGAUGGAUUAUAGGAGACCUAAGAGCCUGUGGAAAGGGCCUGAGCAAGGAAUCUGCACACAGUGACUUAGUCGUGGCUGCAUGUCCUUGCCAGCUUGCUCCAGCUGCAGCCUGGAGGAGAAAACAGUUGGCAUAAGUCUGCAUGUCACUGCCCCUCCAGGAGCCCAGAGUCAAUAAUAUGAGCAGAAAAACAAAAUCAGAAUCAAUCAGAGUUAGACAUGGUGGCACACACUUAUUUCUUGGGAGGUAGAGGCAGAGUUCAAGGUUAGCCCAAACUACAUGUGACUCUGUUCAUAAAUGGAUAAAAACUAAAUCUGAAGAACAGACUUUUAAAAGCAGACUCCAUGAACAUAGUGUCGAGCAUUGUUUGUGAGAAUGUUAAAACUCCUUUUGCACACUGACCAAAUGUGGACGGGAAUGCUGGGUGAUGCUGGUGGCGGCCAUGAUUACUUCUAUUGGGAAUAAACACAUUUCCUGAGCCUCA